AUGCAUUCAGAGUCAGUAAGACAAAAGGCUAUCAGAUAUAUAAACGAACUGCAGACUGAAGAGGAUGAUAAAUUUCUUCCGUAUAAAUAAGAAAGGGAUCAUGUUGGAUUACUAUUGAAUACCAAGAGAAAAUCUAAAUCGACUAACUAAUUGAUCCCUGGGGCUCGAAUCAAACAUGUUUAUAGUUUGGCAUCGAUCACCAAACAAUAACCAUCUUAAUCAAUGAAAUAGAAUGCUCUUUAGAAACACAAAAAAGAACGCAGUACUCAUAAUUUGGACUUGUCUCUUCUUGUGAACUUAUAGCCUCCCUCUCCAGAAGAACAGGUCAAAGCCAAGUAAUACAAGGAGAUGAUGGAAAAGAAAGCUCUUUUGGAAAUGUAUGAAAGGAAAAAAGAUACUAAAGUUAUGAGUCCUGUCUUGGAAUAGAUGAUUGAAAAACUCAAUUCAAGCAUCACACAAGAUAAGUUUGUUUGGAAGAUGAGUAACGUAGACAAGGGUAAAAAUCUGGGUUAUUUGUUUCACGAAUCUAAAUUAAGAAGGCACAAUCGCAAAGUGUAGAAAUUGCAGCCAUCUCUCCCUAAUUAUGAACCUAAUUACUAAGCAAUCCUCCCUAAAUCGAUAUCAAUUCUCAUUAAACCUAGUGAGAAACCUUCUUAUUCUCAACAAAUCUAAGAAUUCAUAAGAAAAAAUCAGUUAGACAAGGAUGCAGGCAAACAACCUCAGACUACUGUUUCCAAGAAGGAUAACACCUUAGAGAAAAUGUAUAGCAUCAUUUAGAAUCAAAUUACAAGGGAAGUUAAUUAGUCCCUUAUAUCUAAUCCUCAAUCGAUGAAUCCAUUGGAAGAGUUCAGUGCUAAGCCUAUUGAGGACACUUAUAUCUAGCAGUUUCAUUUAUAGGUGAAGUAAAAAAUGAAGGAAACCAAUAGGGCUAGAAAGAAUAUAUAAAAUAAAAUAUAAGAGUUUGAUUCUUAUUUAUAGAAACAUAAUUGA
Molecule: messenger RNA, 990 nt
Organism: Paramecium octaurelia
Lineage: Eukaryota; Ciliophora; Oligohymenophorea; Peniculida; Parameciidae
Source: the annotation of a GenBank genome assembly